AUGGGAUCCAUAAACCAGAACCUGAACAUCCUCUUCUUCCCAUUCUUGGCUCCGGGCCACAUCCUCCCCAUGCUCGGCAUCGCCAAACUCUUCGCCACACGCGGCCCAGCCGCCACUCUCCUCACCACCUUCGCAAACGCUACUCUCCUUCGCCCCAUUAUCGACCGCUUCAAUUCCUCCGCCACCUCUCCCAUCCGCCUCCACCUCCUCCCCUUCCCCUCAGCCGCCGCCAGGCUCGAGCUUUUCCUCCAUUUUCUCCGACGAUCAUCUAUCCAAAUUUAUCAAAGCAUCCAGAGGCAAGGGGUCAUUGAGAACCUACAGCAAGAAGCAGAGUCCUUCGUCCUCCCCGACCUCCCGCAUCACAUCGAGCUACUCCGAUCGCAAGUCGAAGACCCCAUUAAAUCAAUCCCUUCUGUGCUCGAGAUCUUCAAUCAAGCGCAGGAGGUCGAUUCAAACAGCUACGGAUUGGUGGUGAACAGUUUCUAUGAGCUGGAGCAGGACUAUGUGGAGCAUUUUAGGAAAGUGAUGGGGAGGAAGGCGUGGCUCAUCGGUCCUGCCACUCUCUGCAACCAAGAAGGUGCGGAUAUGUUUGGAUGGCGAGGAGAAACCAAAGUAGGCGAAGAAUGCGUCAAGUGGCUCGAUGGAAGAAAGCAGGGAUCUGUAGUGUACAUGUGUUUUGGCAGCAUAAGUGCAUUCACAGCAGCACAACUGAGGGAGAUGGAACUUGGGCUCGAGGCUUCGAGCCAUCCGUUUGUUUGGGCGGUGCGAAACGCGGGUGAGGAUUGGAUUCCUGAAGGGUACAUGCAGAGAAUAGAAGGAAGAGGUCUUUUAAUCAAUGGAUGGGCGCCGCAACAACUAAUACUUAAUCAUGCGGCGGUGGGCGGAUUCAUCACACAUUGUGGAUGGAAUUCGUGCUUAGCAGGGAUAAAUGCGGGCUUGCCGAUGGGGACAUGGCCGCUCUUUGCGGAGCAAUUCUUCAAGGAGCGGCUUUUGGUGGAUGUGCUGAAGAUUGGAGUGGCGGUGGGUUCGAAGGUUUUCGGGAUAACAUCGGAGGAUCGGCCGGUGAUAAAGGCGGCGGCAUUAGAGGCUGCGGUGAGGAACGUGAUGGGAGAGGGAGGGGAGGCGGAGAGGAUAAGGAAGCGUGCCCAUGAGCUUAAAGAGAUGGCGAGGAGCGCAAUGGAGGGGGGAGGAGGGUCUUCUUAUAGUAAUCUUGAAAAUUUUAUACUGGAGUUGAUAGAGAAGGAGGAGAAAGAAGGCACGAGCUGUAUGAAUAAUCAUAACCUGAACAUCCUCUUCUUCCCAUUCUUGGCUCCGGGCCACAUCCUCCCCAUGCUCGGCAUCGCCAAACUCUUCGCCACACGCGGCCCAGCCGCCACUCUCCUCACCACCUUCGCAAACGCUACUCUCCUUCGCCCCAUUAUCGACCGCUUCAAUUCCUCCGCCACCUCUCCCAUCCACCUCCACUCCUCCCCUUCCCCUCAGCCGCCGCCGGUCUCCCCGAGGGAUGCGAGAGCUUCCGCCCCUCCCCCCCCCACCUUCGCAAACGCUACUCUCCUUCGCCCCAUUAUCGACCGCUUCAAUUCCUCCGCCACCUCUCCCAUCCGCCUCCACCUCCUCCCCUUCCCCUCAGCCGCCGCCGGUCUCCCCGAGGGAUGCGAGAGCUUUUCCUCCAUUUUCUCCGACGAUCAUCUAUCCAAAUUUAUCAAAGGCAUUGCCUUUCUCCACCACCCGUUCGACCUUCUCCUUAAAGAACUCCGCCCAGACUUCGUUGUCUCCGACUUCUUCUUGCCAUGGACCCAUCAAGUUUGCGCCCAAAAUGGCGUACAAAGAAUCGUUUUUGACGGCUCCAGUUUGUUUGCGCGGUGUGCUUUUGACAGCAUCCAGAGGCAUAAGGUCAUUGAGAACCUACAGCAAGAAGCAGAGUCCUUCGUCCUCCCCGACCUCCCGCAUCACAUCGAGCUACUCCGAUCGCAAGUCGAAGACCCCAUUAAAUCAAUCCCUUCUGUGCUCGAGAUCUUCAAUCAAGCGCAGGAGGUCGAUUCAAACAGCUACGGAUUGGUGGUGAACAGUUUCUAUGAGCUGGAGCAGGACUAUGUGGAGCAUUUUAGGAAAGUGAUGGGGAGGAAGGCGUGGCUCAUCGGUCCUGCCACUCUCUGCAACCAAGAAGGUGCGGAUAUGUUUGGAUGGCGAGGAGAAACCAAAGUAGGCGAAGAAUGCGUCAAGUGGCUCGAUGGAAGAAAGCAGGGAUCUGUAGUGUACAUGUGUUUUGGCAGCAUAAGUGCAUUCACAGCAGCACAACUGAGGGAGAUGGAACUUGGGCUCGAGGCUUCGAGCCAUCCGUUUGUUUGGGCGGUGCGAAACGCGGGUGAGGAUUGGAUUCCUGAAGGGUACAUGCAGAGAAUAGAAGGAAGAGGUCUUUUAAUCAAUGGAUGGGCGCCGCAACAACUAAUACUUAAUCAUGCGGCGGUGGGCGGAUUCAUCACACAUUGUGGAUGGAAUUCGUGCUUAGCAGGGAUAAAUGCGGGCUUGCCGAUGGGGACAUGGCCGCUCUUUGCGGAGCAAUUCUUCAAGGAGCGGCUUUUGGUGGAUGUGCUGAAGAUUGGAGUGGCGGUGGGUUCGAAGGUUUUCGGGAUAACAUCGGAGGAUCGGCCGGUGAUAAAGGCGGCGGCAUUAGAGGCUGCGGUGAGGAACGUGAUGGGAGAGGGAGGGGAGGCGGAGAGGAUAAGGAAGCGUGCCCAUGAGCUUAAAGAGAUGGCGAGGAGCGCAAUGGAGGGGGGAGGAGGGUCUUCUUAUAGUAAUCUUGAAAAUUUUAUACUGGAGUUGAUAGAGAAGGAGGAGAAAGAAGGCACGAGCUGUAUGAAUAAUCAUGUCUUACAGUCUUUUUCAAUAAGAUCAGAUCUUCUGUCUCCUCCAUUUUUAGGUUUUUGA
Molecule: messenger RNA, 2928 nt
Organism: Phalaenopsis equestris
Lineage: Eukaryota; Viridiplantae; Streptophyta; Magnoliopsida; Asparagales; Orchidaceae
Exons: 4
Coding region: 1-2928 (975 amino acids)
Molecular function (GO): UDP-glycosyltransferase activity
Source: RefSeq, a predicted model, not a curated record